Ostrea edulis (European flat oyster) is the source of this 3455-nucleotide messenger RNA. RefSeq names its product inactive ubiquitin carboxyl-terminal hydrolase MINDY-4B-like. Gene Ontology annotation, biological process: protein K48-linked deubiquitination. The coding region runs from base 208 to 1641 and encodes 477 amino acids. Lineage: Eukaryota; Metazoa; Mollusca; Bivalvia; Ostreida; Ostreidae. Gene Ontology annotation, molecular function: cysteine-type deubiquitinase activity; K48-linked deubiquitinase activity. The record is from RefSeq and is a predicted model, not a curated record. The transcript has 16 exons.
AUAAACGCUAUAAUAAAGCCCGAGUGUUUCCGAGAAAUAACAACAGAGCGUCUUUGACAACGUGCCCAUGGAAUGACCUAGGCACUAUUAAAGGGUGGCCGACUUCAAUUUCGAGGCAAAGAUGUGAACAGAAAGUCCCACAGUACUAAGAUCUACCAUGCCUUAAACGUAAAGAUAUCAGGGAGAACAUUUGUGUUUAAUGUAACAAUGGCGUCGGAUGCCAUAAAGAACAUAGGAUUAUCAUCCCCAGGUGUGGAGAGAGAGAAACUAAACAAACUACUUAAGAUUUUUGAGGAUAAAGGAUUUAACUUCGAAGACUCUAAACCCCCGCAAGAUCUGAAGUGUAGGCGCGUUCGUUUCAACAGCUCAGCAGACGACAGUGAAAAGUCAACAAAACUUACACAAAGAGUGAACACUUUUUACGUUGAUUCAUGGCCAGAAGUCCAGCUCAACAAAGAUGGAACUUUGGUUCGUCCUAGAUCAGGAAGAACUCUAGGAGGGACACCUAUUACAAUUCACACAGCCACGUUGGUUAGAGAAAUCGUUCACGGUUCCUCGGUCCACUCCUUCUGUCGAGAAUGGAAAAAGUCCUCGUUCAUAUUUCAGGACCAUUCCAGUCCCUACCCAUGGGGAUUACAAACCCAGAGGUGUGGAUCACGUGGUUUAAUAUUGGCGGUCCAGGCUUACGUCAUCAAACAGCUACUCUUUGACAGAGAAUACGUCUCUAACAUUCUUGCACAGAGUGCCUUGAGGCCGACUGAGUUUGAGCGAAAGCGAUCUCUCAUUAGUGCCCUGUGUGAAAUCUUGUGGAAAGUAGGCGAGGGUAAGCGGUGCUGUGUCUGUCUGCUCCAAGACAAGAGAAGUUACCAACAGGACUACAGAGUUAGGGACGACAACGUUACUGAGCACAUUGUCUUGUUUGAGUUCAAAAAAUUCACAGAUGUCACCACGUUCAUAAGAAGGAACAUUGAAGAGUUUACGUCGGAAAAAAGCCCCGGAUGUAUUCUGUUUUUGUACAGUUUGGUUUUAUCAGCAUCCAUCUGCAAGUUGAAAGAGGAGAUGUUGAUCACAAAUGAAACAAAUUACAAACUUCUGAGUGACCGAGAAGAAUGUACGCAGGCGCUUAUCAGCUUGAUAAUCACUGGGCAUGCGUGUCACUAUCUCCACAACGGGAACCUAGUGUAUAGUCAAAGUGGCAAUCUUCUGGACGACGUAGAUCCGGAAGAGUCUGCAACUCCGCUGAAGGGGAUCCAAGAGAGAAGCGAGAUCGGCUUCCUGUUCUGGGACAAGGGAGAGAAUGAUGACAAUAGGACUGACGUUGGAAGUAUGCUGAAGACGCCCAAGAAACCAAUAUGGCUGACGUCCGUAAAUGGACAACCUGGCCUGCUGUUCAGUACAAACCUGGACCUUGUCAGCGAUUGGAGAGUGGAGACCAGAUUUAUACUUCAUUACUUCACAGGGCUUCCCGGAAUCCCUGCCUGUCCACUGCAUAUAGAAACAAGAUUUGGUAGGAAUGCGCUGGGCAGAACAAAACUCCACAGACGACAACAGGAGGAGUCGAUACCACAACUAGAGAGAUGCAUCAUGACCAAGUGGUACGGCGCAGCGAUAGAUUGGCCGGAUAUAUUGCCAUUCUACUAGCAAACCAUUGAAUUAUCAUCUAUGCAACUAUUCACUACAAAAGUAUUACCUGGAAAUAAAUAGCAGAAGAGAUUCACUUAAAAACUUCACAAUCAAAUGUAUAUACUUUGUGUGCUAUGUAGUAUACAAGACAAUCAUCUUCUACUGCUUUGUUUGUGGAGUACUUCAUGCAGUUCUGCAAUGCACUAUUUCUUUAGGACGUUGACACGUUAUAAUCAGAGUGGUGCAAUUCUACAAUAUUCAACUGAACUUCAUUAGUUUAUCCAUACACAACUUAUUCUAUAUACCUUGAAUGGAGUUGUAUUUGUGCAUCAGAUCUGACAUUGUUCACAAGCUGUUGCAUACAAUAUCUUAAAUAGAAGUAUAUUUAGAGGAUAUACAAUUGACAAUUGUCUCUUUCUCUUCGAGUUUACAUUUUCAUGAGAAUCUAGUCAUACACUGUCACAAUUAAUCCGAAGCGUUUUAUUCAUAUCUGCUUCGUUAAUAAGCAUUUAUUUGUGUGGUUUUAAGUUAAACUAUUGUCUUCUGUAUUACGGACACUUACGGGUGAUUCUGUUGAUGAAGUCUUUGUUAAUGCAAACCUCUCUCUGUAAAGUGCAUUUAGUGAAUUUUGAUGAACAUAUUUAAGCAUCACGUGAUACAAUCAAAUUGAAGACAGACCUUGUGUACCAUUUCGCUAAGACGUUCGUCAUCAUCAUAUCAUCCAUACACGUCAUCGUUCAACUAAAGACGAUUUUUGAUCGAUACUAUAGCUUUUAUGUAAAAGUCACUUUUUAUCUAUGCGUGUACACAAUAUAUUUUAUAUCGUUAGGAAGUUUCAAAGAUUUUUACUUCAAAUUUUGGAACAAUCAAAGUUUUAUGACUCGGGGUAAUAGAUCCGAGAAUAAGCAGAUCCUCCGAUGAGGAGUCUAUUCCUUUUCUACACCAUUUGGUAGCCCCAAGAGAAGGUUUACUAUUGACAUUGUCCGAUUUAUCUUAUUUACACAUGUUCAUUUUGUAACUUCAAGAAGUGUUUACCAAAUAGAUACAAAUACAUGUAUUAGAUUAAAAAUUGUCCUUUCAUAAAAAUUACAGAUUUGCAAAUUGCAUUCCUUUUAAAGGACACAUCUCAUGUUUUCAAAGUAUACAAGAUUACAUGCAUGUUGUCUUCUUUAUGCUUAUAGUAAUUAAUUCUAAUAGUUCGUUCGCCGAAAUUUUGCGAUAUUUAACCACAAUACAGACUUAAAUCUAAGUCCCGAUUUCAAAAAGUCAAGUUAAUUAGGUAGGUAGUCACGUGGUACAGUGACGUCACAUGCGCCCUUCGGAUUGUGAAAGUACUGCGAGAUAUUAUUAAAAACUCAACUUUUAGGGGCCUAAUUAAUUUACCAUGGGCAACAUUUAAAUCGAUGUUGAUAAAUUGUCCGAGUUUUAUAUGUGUUCGCCACCAGUGCACACAUAUAACGAUGUAAAUACCCAAAUAUAGCGAGUAAAGCGUGUAUGAAAUCGGCAAAAUUGUGAGUAAAUAAUGUUUAUAUGGGCCGCUGUCUACAAACUGUUUGGGGAUGUUAUUCCUUUAUACAUCUGUAAUUGGCGCUGUUUUUCUAAAAUAAACAGUGCAAUCAUUAUUUAUUUUUGGAUUAGACAAAUUAUGAUACGUUAAAUUGUUGACAACUAGGCCCUAUGCCAAGUACUUAAUUUUAGAACUUGCCGCCCAUACUACAUGUAUAUCAAUAUCUCAGUUUGUUCAUGCUAGUAAAUUGAAAUUCCAUGUGUUUGUAUUGCUGGUGAAUUUGUUUGACAUUUUUAUUGUUACUUAUUAAAGGGUAUCAAGUGUG